GGAGGCGGAGGUGGCAGUGAGCUGAGAUCGCACCACUGCACUCCAGCCAGCGCGACAGAACGAGACUCCGUCUCAAACAAAACAAAACAAAACAAAAUAUAAAAUUAGCCGGGCAUGGUGGCGUCUGCCUGUAGUCCCAGCUGCUUGGGAGGCUGAGGCAGGAGAAUUGCUUGAACCCAGGAGGUGGAAGUUGCAGUGAGCCGAGAUCGCACCAUUAAACUCCAGCCUGGGCGAGAAGAGGGAAAUUCCGUCUCAGGGGAAAAAAAAAAGAAAGAAAGAAAAAGAGAAAGAAAGAGAAAGAAAAAUACGCAAAGCAACAAAAAAGAGAGCUAGAAAGAUGGAAACAACUCAGAAGACCCUUGCUUAACCCGCGUGCGUCACGGGCUACAGGGGUCGGCCCCUCGAGCUAACCCCCACCGGCGCCUGCGCACUGGCCUGGCCCGCGGCAGGAAGCCCCGGCGUGAGACACUUUCGGAUUCCGUGACAACGGCCGGAUUAAACGUUUUUCUUCUCCUUUGCUACUGAACCUAUGCUGUGACUUAGAACAGAAGAAACUCCGAGAGGCUGUAGGGAUUGUCUUAGCUGUCUCCCUCCUCCGCCGGCACCGCUGAAGGCAGCCCCUAUCGAGGGCGCUAAACCUCGGGGCCCUGGGUUUCUAUGACGACAAACAGGCGUUCCAGCAAAGGAGGAAGUGAGCGGAUGCUGGGCGGGACUAUGUGGCAGCCUGCAAGUCCCAGUGCGGCGCUGAUUUGUGUCUAAAUUAGCUUUCCGGAGGACUAUUUCAAAUUACUAAAGAGAUAGGAGGCAUUGUUUAUUAUGUCUCUCCCGAAAACGCCCUCCACCCCGCUAAACUCUACAUCAACAUCUGAGAGCAAAAAGUUAAAAGUGUCUGUAGCCAAGGAAGGGACAAGAGGACUUCCUGAGCUAAAGGAGAAAAAAAAUAUGGUGGAUCGUUCAAAACUCCUUCCUACUUCCCUUCAGAAUGAGUUCAUUCCCAAAGAAGUUCUUCUUUCUCUGACCUAUGCGGCCAAUGCUGGUCCUUGUCCUGAAAACUUACUACCUCCUAAGAAAAUUAAAACCCCAAAGGGCACUCUUCCACGCCUUGUAGACCAUGUCUGGCAUCACCCUGUUCGAAGGAAUAAAUUCAAAUACCUGAUUGACCAUCCCGUCUCCCUCACGGGAGCUGGAAGGGAUAUUUCUUUUCUGUAUGAUGUUACAUAUGCCAAAGGACAGACUAGGGAGAAAGCAGUUUGUCCCCCACAUUUGGCCCGUUCAUUACAGUCACAUGAUGGUGUCAUUGUGCCCCAUAAGCCAAAGACACUAACAGAUACUUUGAUUCCUGAAGAAUUUCAUAUUGUGUCAAGUACAGGAGUUUCAGGUUUGGAGUGUUAUGAUGACAAAUACACUACUCUCCUCACAGAUAGUGAAAACAGGCUAUUGCUCUUCCCAUCCAUGAAACCUAAUAAAAGAGUAGAAGUGGCCCAGCUGAAUGAUGUGAUGGAUACUAUGCUAGAGAGGGCUGGUGUGGAAAAUCAGGGAUAUACAGGACCAACGAAGAUGCACAAACUACUACAUAUAUUGAAGAAGGAACAGACCAUUUACAACAUGAUAUUUCAUGAACUUAUUCGACAAGUCAGUGUGGACUGUGCAGACAGAGGAGAACUUCUGUCUAAAGUCAGAGAGAGGUAUGUGCAAAUGCUUGACCAGAUUGCUCGGCAGAUGAUUGAUUUCUACAAAGACUUGGUAACUCAGCGAGUGAUGGACCAGCGCAUUUUAGAAGAAUUGUAUAAUUUCAAGCAUGUUAUUGAAGAACUGACCAGGGAACUGUGUCUAGUUCGGGCACAUGAUGUGAAAUUAACAAAGGAAACAGAAAAAGCCCACAAGGAUUUGGCACAAGCUAUUUUAAAUGCGGAAAAGAAUGCCAAAAUGGUAGAAGAAUAUCAUGACUUAUAUACAUUACAAAGAGAAAGGAUGGAGAAUGAUAUGAAACAGUUAGUGGCAGAAAGAGAUAUCUGGAGCUCAGCCACAUAUGAAUUGGCCCUGAAGGUGAUUGAAAGAAAUAGAGUCAUAUUGGCUAGAAGACUUUACCUUAAUGAAAAAGGCUGGAAUAAAUACACUAAGCAUUUCAUCAUACUGCUGUCAAACAAGGACACUGAAGACCUUGCACUGUUGCAGAAGUUGACACAAAAAUGGAGAAACUUAGUGAAUAAACUUAAACAAGAGGUAGAACAAAUGGAAGAGUCUACAAGCGAGACACUGAAAAUUGUUAAGGAUGGGCUUAUCAAAUGGCAGGAGUUCUUCAAUGAAAAAGACAUUUUAUCCCCUAACAAGGGAAAUAUAUUUAAUUCAGUUCUUUUAGACUUCAAACAGUGGCAGAAGAUCCUGAAUGAGAAAAAAGAAGAGUUUACUGGGGAUGUUCUACUGUCAAAAUACGAUACUCUCAAGAUUAUUAAACAUUUACAGGAAAACUGGGCAGAUAUUGGGCUUGGGAUAUUUAAUCGGCAUAAAAGUUUGGAGGGGGAGAUGCCAUCAGAGCAACAGUACAUGGAGGAAAUUAUCAAAAACAUACAAAAACUCUACAAAGAAUAUGAAAUAAGAAUAAAUGGGGAGAAUGGUUACUCCAAAAUUCUUCCAAGUUUGAUUAGUUCUCUUGACUUCUGUGCUUUCAAGUUGGAAAACCUGGAGUUUCCUGAUACGCCUCUUGAAGAAUGGCAGGAAAUAGAUGAAAAAAUUAAUGAAAUGAAAUCACACUUGGAUAUAUUGUUAAACCUUACUGGUAUUGUUCCACAGCACAUAGAUGUAGAUUCUGUUUCGGUACUCCAAGCGUAUAUAUUUAACAUGAUUCAACAAUGGCUUUUGAAGAUAGGCAAUGAAAUUAACAACGGUAACAUUGAACUUCAGCACCACAUGGAUGAGUUACAUAUAUCUAUGAUCCAGUGGAUGGUAAACUUGCUGAUUUUAAUGAUACCCAACUUUACUGACCAAGACUGUCUCCUGAAGUUGGAGGAGGAAAGUGCUGAGAAACAUGAUAUAGGAGUUGCGCGAUUGGAGCUAGAUGCGAUUGAACUGACAAGGAAGUUGUACCAAUACUCCAGCUAUUUGAGCAGUUGUUGCAAAGGGAUGGUAACAGCAAUGGCUGUGAGUAAAUCCACUAACUUACACAAAAAUGCUACUGAAGACCUUUAUGAGGUGGAUAAGUUGAAGAAAGAAUGUUAUGAAUGGAUCAACACAUGCUCUUGCCUCCUUUCUAAUAUCAAAGGCAGAAAAAUUACAUUAUUGACAUAUGAAGAAAUAGAGCAGCUACUUGAAGAGGAGGCUGUAAAAGAAUUCAUUGAGCCUGAAAUAGACGAGUCUUUUAAAGAAGAUGAAGAAGAAAGUAAGGAGGAUAGGAAACUUCAGGAGGAAAAUAAAGAGAGAGCAGAAGAACAACCUUCAACAUCUACAGAGAAGGAAAAACUCAUUCGAUUCAUUGGAGAAGAUGAAAAUGUUCAUUCCAAACCUCUAUUUGAAACAGAUGUGUUGUCUUCCUGGAGAGAGUCAGCUAAGCAAGGUACAUUGGCCCAAAAAUAUCUUGAAGCAAUGGCUGUAAUUGAACAUAUGCAGGAGAAGUUACUGGAGGUUGAAAAUAGAGCCAGACAGGCAGAGGAGAAGUUUGAAGAUGCAUAUGAGAAACUUCAUCAUACCCUUAUAAAAAAUAAAGAUCUAGAGGAAUUAGUCAUGACAUCAAGAAAGGAGUCUAAAGAAGAGAAAGAAAAUCAAGAUGAAAGAGAAGUAAAAGAAGAAGAAGAAAAACAAGAAGAAGAAGAAGUCAGGUCAGCAGAAAAUUCCUCAAAAUCUCCAAAGAAGGGUCACUGAAUCCAAGGCAACCUGUGGAAAGAAGAAUUCAGAUGUCAGUGGGAGCCUCCAGGUGGGAGGAGAGCAUGCCUAAACCCUGGUGGCCAUUGUUCUGUACUAAGGAACAACAUUCCCUUUGAAAGGACAUUAUUUGCCUGUUGUAUUUAACUUCACAGUGCCUUGCAAAGAGUUGUUUAACUUGCAUGGUGCCACCCAAUAAAUAUCUGUGCAAUUGAA
Messenger RNA from Pan troglodytes (chimpanzee), 4071 nucleotides. It is a transcript of the gene AXDND1, whose product is annotated as axonemal dynein light chain domain containing 1. The transcript has 26 exons. The record is from RefSeq and is a predicted model, not a curated record. Lineage: Eukaryota; Metazoa; Chordata; Mammalia; Primates; Hominidae. Bases 817 to 3855 code for a protein of 1012 amino acids.